UCUGGUCAUACAUUUGUUGGAUUUUUGUUGAACACUUGCCUAUUCAUAUACAUAGUGUUUACUCAAUACGACUACGUAAGCUUUAGUCAAUCUUAGUAGAUUAAGGUAACAAAUUCGUAUUUUUUUAUAUUCUACCAUCAUUAAGCAAGGUGAUAAAUUUCAACAUUUUUAAGAUUUGGAUAAUCCUAAUUCAACCUUGAUGAUGGUAGGAUUUUUUCUGUUUUAGAGGGGAUUCUAUAUAAAUUCCUUGUAUUUAUGAUUUUGGUUUAUACUGUUUAUACUCAUCACACACACUGAUUAACAUCUAUUCAAUUAUGAAGAUCUUACUGGUGACUUUCCUUGUCGCUUUUUCCAGGGCAGAUGUUAGCCAUUUAGAAGAAAAUAAAUAUGACAAUCCAGUGCCACAAUCCAGCUACGCCGUUCAACAAGGUUCAGUGGUUCGGAGUAGUCCCCGGUUAACUUUGCCCAGAGUUUCGGGAUCUUUGAAUUUUAAUAGUGGAUACAACAGUGCCAGCGCUGUAUCAUCAAAUUCAGUCCCUUCAGAAAAUGGGAUGCAAAUCAAUAAAUCUUCUGAAAGUGACCCUUCAUCACUGAAUAGCAAAGCUCAAUUUGACAAUGAGCACUUAGAAACUCUAAAUAAAAACCCAUUUAAUUGUAGUCAAGAAUGCUCCAGUGAUGCGAAUGAAGGACAAGCACUUUCUGAUGCACCAGUUGCUAAUUUGGACCAAGAUGCAGCCGGAAGCAAUGGGCCCUUUUUUAAUUUUGGAGCUAAUGAUAAAAUUCGUGGCCAGGCUGGUGGUCAACCCUUUGUUUCAAAUAGUGUAGCUAGUGGAAAUCAACAAAGUCCUGGAUUUGAUUCAAGUGACAGCACAUAUCAAGAAAAAAUCAGUGGUGAUAAUGUUGACGAUUCCUCCGCUGCUGCCAGUUCAACUGCUGAUGCGUCUAAAUAUUUAUAUUUUUUCUCCGCUCCCGAAGAGGAGGAUGAAGUAAUCGAAGCCAAAUAUGAUCAAUCUGCUGUGCCAGCCAAAGAAAGUACCAAAAUUAUAUUUGUCAAAGCACCAAUCUACAAGAACCAAGCAACGAUUUCUUUACCAGCUCCACAAAUCGAAGAAAAAACUCUUGUCUACGUUUUGGUUAGGAAGCACGACGGCCAACCCAAAGUGCACUUCAAAGAAGCUGCUACGACUCUGCCUUCUAAGCCCGAAGUAUUCUUCAUCCGGUAUAAGACACAAAAAGAAGCUGAAGCUGCUGUUGCACAAAUCCAAAGCACACACGGAGCUAGUGGUCAAAUUAUUGCUCAUCUACCUGUUGGCACUCACUCAGUACAUAAUUCCGCAUCUGUAGAUAGUCGAUUUGAAGGCAGCGUGAACGAUGCUUUAAUUUCUUCUGGAGGUUUUUCUUUGGACUCCUUGGGAGCUAAUAGUUUCGUCGGUGCCAAUGUUGCUAAUAGAAUUUCCGAACAUAAUGCCCAGAAUGGUGAUGAUGAUGAUGUACAAGCUAUCACCAAUCAAGGAUUGCAUUCUCAGACACCAACGCCAGUAACUUUUGGCCAUAACACAGUCAAUUCUUUACGUGUUUUUGGUGGAGGAAUUGCUCCAAGUGAAAGUGCUGAUACUGAUAGCGCUUCUGGAACACAGCAAGAAAGCUCAGAAGAAUCAGUUUCUAUCAUCGACGAUAUUACCACAACAGAAAUAGCUUCAUCAGCAACCAAUUAUCCGGAAAAUGUUGAGCAAAGAGUGGAUGGUAGUGACAAUCAUAGACAAGAAGAGACUACAGCUGGACUUUACACUGGUACUAAAUAUAAAAGAUUCUCAGGUAAUAAAUAUUAGGCUUUCCUUCUCACUAAGAAAAUCAUUAGGUAUUGAUUUGUAAAAAUAAAGUUUUGUAAUAGGUCUAGUCUUAUACAAAUCUGUUAUGUCCUAUCUCAAAAUUAGUAUAUUGAAUAAGUAUAGGCACAUGAAAAAUGUCUACUUGCCUACUACUUAUUUAACAUAUUUAUAAUCCAACGUUUUCCAAUGAAAAUGCUAUUUGUGUUAUAAAAUUUGUAUUUGUAUCUUAAAUAAGGUUAAUACAAAAUAUUCGCUUGAA
Molecule: messenger RNA, 2088 nt
Organism: Ceutorhynchus assimilis (cabbage seed weevil)
Lineage: Eukaryota; Metazoa; Arthropoda; Insecta; Coleoptera; Curculionidae
Source: the annotation of a GenBank genome assembly